UGGUUUGGCGGGAAUGGGGAUGACUCUGGGAGUUUAUACAAAGACUGUUCAUUCAUUUCAUGUAACAAAUGUUUCUGGAUCCCAGACAAUAUUGAGGCCCAGCUUCAGGUCUCAGACAAUAUUGAUUCUGGAUCCCAGACAAUAUUGAAGCCCAGCUUCAGGUCUCAGUUCUGACUCUUCCCUUCCUGGCAGUCACAGGUUCUAGAGGUGAAGGUCACCAGAUUGGGCAACCUCGUGAACCACCUGAUUCCCGAACUUGAGUAAGGUUAAAAAUACUGUCUGCCAGCUGUGCCUGCUGCUGCCAAGGAAAGGAACACACAAGAUUGUGCCCUGUCAGGCCCCAGCGGACAGUGGGGCCCUGGUAGGGAGGGCAAAAGGAAAGGGCUCUGGAGAGCGAGUGGGGACCCUCUGCCCAUCUUGCCAGGGAAGGAGAAGAUAGGCCUGAGGGCCUGCUUGGUGGGACUAGUGAUGGAAGUGGAGGUUUUAGGGGAGAUGGGAAUUGUAUCUGGAGGGCAAAUGCCAGGUGGUGGGAAAUCACUUGCCAGGCUGAAAAUCCUGCUGGCUGCAGUGCAGGGGGGGUGAGGCUGAAGAGGUAGGUGGCAGUUGGCAGUUGGGGUGAAGGGCCUUGAAUGUAGAGCCAAGAAGCAUGGGCUUUAUCCUGGAAGCAGCAGGGAUCCGUGGAUGGGUUUUAAGCUAGGAAGAUGUUUCAGUUUGGAUUUUCUGGAAGGAGACCCUGAGAGGAGGAUUUGUGUCCAAGUGAUUUGUUAAGAAAGUGCUUAUGGAAGGGAGUAGGGGAAGCAAGAAAGGGACAGGCAAGAGGCCAGGCGAGGAGUGAUCUCACACAAAAGUUCAGAGCCAAAGUUCUGCCUCAGAGCUGGAGGCCACAGAGCUAACUAAGUUCCACAGUCAUUGAUAAACUCCUCCAUUUGACAACCGUUGGUUAAUGUCUGUCUUGGGAAGUGUGGGUGGGGAGGUACUUGAACUUCCAGGCCAAAAAAAUCAGUUUUCAGCUUUUUCAGGCAAAACAGCUCUAUUGGCCUGAGGGGCAGUUCGAUAAAGAAGAGCCUCUGGUGCUGGCUUUUGAAAGCACAUCAAAGGGUGCAACCAUAUUUCCAUACCGAAAAAAAGAACUCCAGGACACUUGGCAGAGGAAACGUCAAGCUUGUCUCGGGGCCGCGAAGAUGGCCGCAGCAACCAAUGAGCUCCGGCCACGUCACAGACCCCACCCUCCAGCCUGCCGCGGCCUCCGCCACGCGUCGCUGACCCGGAGCUGAAAGCGCUGCGCGGCGCCGGAGUCUGGCGUCACUUCCACUACAGCGAUGGCGGCACAGGCAGCUGCUGCGGCGGUUGCGGCGGCGACUUCAGGGAUCUCGGGGGAGAGCGAGCCCGGGCCCGGGGAGAAUGCGGCAGUCGAGGGAACUGCCCCGUCGUCCCCGGGCCGCGUCUCUCCGCCGACGCCGGCGCGCGGCGAGCCGGAAGUCACCGUGGAGAUCGGAGAAACGUACCUGUGCCGGCGGCCGGAUAGCACCUGGCAUUCUGCUGAAGUGAUCCAGUCUCGAGUGAAUGAUCAGGAGGGCCGAGAGGAAUUCUAUGUACAUUACGUGGGCUUUAACCGGCGACUGGACGAAUGGGUAGACAAGAACCGGCUGGCACUGACCAAGACAGUCAAGGAUGCUGUGCAGAAGAAUUCAGAGAAGUACCUGAGUGAGCUGGCUGAGCAGCCUGAGCGCAAGAUCACUCGCAACCAGAAGCGCAAGCAUGAUGAGAUCAACCACGUGCAGAAGACCUAUGCAGAGAUGGACCCCACGACAGCAGCCUUGGAGAAGGAGCAUGAGGCGAUCACCAAGGUGAAGUAUGUGGACAAGAUCCAUAUUGGAAACUAUGAAAUCGAUGCUUGGUACUUCUCGCCAUUCCCUGAAGACUAUGGGAAGCAGCCCAAGCUCUGGCUCUGCGAGUACUGCCUCAAGUAUAUGAAAUAUGAGAAGAGCUACCGCUUCCACUUGGGCCAGUGUCAGUGGCGGCAGCCCCCAGGAAAGGAAAUCUAUCGCAAGAGCAACAUCUCUGUGUACGAGGUGGAUGGCAAAGACCACAAGAUUUACUGUCAGAACCUGUGUCUGCUGGCCAAGCUUUUCCUGGACCACAAGACAUUGUACUUCGACGUGGAACCCUUCGUCUUUUACAUCUUGACUGAGGUGGACAGGCAGGGAGCACACAUCGUCGGCUACUUCUCUAAGGAGAAGGAGUCUCCAGAUGGUAACAACGUGGCCUGCAUCCUGACCCUGCCCCCCUACCAGCGCCGUGGCUACGGAAAGUUCCUCAUUGCUUUCAGUUAUGAGCUAUCCAAGCUAGAGAGCACAGUAGGCUCCCCCGAGAAGCCACUGUCUGACUUGGGCAAGCUCAGCUACCGCAGCUACUGGUCUUGGGUCCUGCUGGAGAUCCUGCGAGACUUCCGGGGUACACUGUCCAUCAAGGACCUUAGCCAGAUGACCAGUAUCACCCAGAAUGACAUCAUCAGCACCCUACAGUCCCUCAACAUGGUCAAGUACUGGAAGGGCCAGCAUGUGAUCUGUGUCACACCCAAGCUGGUAGAGGAACACCUCAAAAGUGCCCAAUAUAAGAAACCACCCAUAACAGUGGACUCUGUCUGCCUCAAGUGGGCACCCCCCAAGCACAAGCAAGUCAAACUCUCCAAGAAGUGAGUGGCCCCUGCCUCUGCUGCUGGACCUGUGCCUCCUUGCCCCCUAGCCUGUAAAUAUGUACAGACCUGUUUCAUCAUUUUUUUAAUAAAGUAAGUUCUGCUGGUG
Equus quagga is the source of this 2804-nucleotide messenger RNA. RefSeq names its product lysine acetyltransferase 8 (gene KAT8). Lineage: Eukaryota; Metazoa; Chordata; Mammalia; Perissodactyla; Equidae. Gene Ontology annotation, biological process: regulation of DNA-templated transcription. The transcript has 12 exons. Gene Ontology annotation, molecular function: histone acetyltransferase activity. The record is from RefSeq and is a predicted model, not a curated record. The coding region runs from base 1320 to 2699 and encodes 459 amino acids.